AUGACAGUUUUACCAUUUUUAACAUACAAAAUUUUACCAAGUCGAACUAUUGUUAAAGAAAAUAUUCGUCUUGGACACGUAAAAGAAGAUAUUGAUGCUUUAAUACAUGCACUUACUCCUAUAUUAUUCAUUACAAAAUCAGGUGUACCUAAACCACUUUUUCUUGAUCCAGGCGUUAUACAACAUUUAACCGAUAAACCUGGUACAUUAAAUUUAUUACAACUUUUUGGUUGGGUUCCAAAUCAUCGAGGUGAUUAUGUAUUUGUCGAUGCUAACUCACCAGAAGAAACAAAUCAACGUGAAGAAGUAGCAAAUGAAUUUCGUCAAUUUUACGAUGAAUUAAAAAAGAUUAAAGAUAAGGAUGUUGGUUCGGUAGAAAAUUCUCAUACAGUCAUAACAACAAUACCAUUCUCAUCAUAUCAUAUAAUACCGGCUGAAAAAAUUAUUAGAGAUAAUGUUCGCCCUGAAACUAUAAAAGAAGAUCUUGAUUCUAUGAUCCAUGCACUUACACCAGUAGUAUAUCUUACUAAACCAGGUGUACCAAAACCACCUUUUCUUGAUCCAACUAUUAUUCAAACAUUAACAGAUAAACCAGGAACAUUGAAUUUAUUACCACUUUUUGGCUGUACUUUAAAUCAUCGUGGUGAUUAUAUUUUUGUUGAUGCAAAUACAUCAGAGGACAGUGCUUUACAUGAAACAGCUGGAAAUGAAUUUCGUCAAUUUUAUGAUGAAAUAAAAAGAGUUAAGAAUGGUACAAAUAUUGUUAUGGAAUAUUUUCUUAACGUAAGCUUUUAA
Rotaria sp. Silwood2 is the source of this 795-nucleotide messenger RNA. NCBI's taxonomy places the organism in Eukaryota, Metazoa, Rotifera, Eurotatoria, Philodinida, Philodinidae. The record is from the annotation of a GenBank genome assembly.